Messenger RNA from Gaeumannomyces tritici R3-111a-1, 1219 nucleotides. RefSeq lists its product as hypothetical. The coding region runs from base 78 to 1034 and encodes 318 amino acids. The transcript has 4 exons. NCBI's taxonomy places the organism in Eukaryota, Fungi, Ascomycota, Sordariomycetes, Magnaporthales, Magnaporthaceae. The record is from RefSeq and is a predicted model, not a curated record.
CGCCACACUCGACUAGGCAUUCCCACACCAUUCCACUUUUACAAUCUCGUCCAUCCAGCUUUUACCCAUCAGUCACAAUGCCUCGCCUUCCCCCUGCCGAGAAGCUCCCCCUCGCCCUGAGGAAGAACGUCCGUGACGAUUGGGAGAACAAGAAGGAGGGGUUCGAGAAGGAGCUCACUGAGCUUCUGGGAGGAGUCGAGUGGUCCCUCAAGGAGAUCAACCCCCUCGCCAUCUGGCCGUACCACAACGAUGGCUACGCCAAGGAGAGCCUGGGUAGCUGCAUUGCUGCCUACGUCGCCGGCGCCAUCUACCAGCUGAAGUACUUCAUCCAGCAGCACGGCGAGGAGGAAGCCGUCAAGGAGAUCAACGAGAUCGCCUACGAGCAUUCGAUGAUCCUGGACUUUGACGAGGAGAAGAAGCUUGGCUCGUACGGCGGCGUCGAGAUCGCCGACGGCCGCAUCCGCCUCGGGUUCGCGCCCCAGUGCCUCGGCACCAACGUCGACUACUGCAUCGAUGGGACCAAGUUCGCCCAGGCCCUCAACGACGCGGCCCCGGCUCCCGGCACGUCGGCGCCCAUGAGCUACCUCGCCCGGAACGACAUCCGGAUGGAAUACGACGCCAAGAUCGAGGAGACGCGCAAGAAGCUUGCCGAAAUGCUCGAGAGGCCCGAGAUCAAGCUGGUGCCCAACUUCGAGGAGGCUUUCGCCAAGAUGACCGAGGCCAAGGCCAAGGACAAGAAGAAGGUGAUGAGGGACGACUGGCAGCAGAACCUCGGCAACUUUGUGCGCCGCUACUACGAGGGGCUGGAAUACCAGGCCAAGUACCAGAAGUUUGGCGAGGACGAGAUGCUGCGCGAGGGUCUCAACGAGGUCCUGGAGUCGGGCGAGUUCCGCUUCCGGAUCGUGGACCAGCUCAAGUAUGGCUCGUACGGAGAGGUGGUGGUCGAGGAUGGCGCUAUUUACCUCCAGUGCAAGCCCGAUACGUUUGGCACGAACGUGGAUUACGUCGCUGAGAAGCUGGUGGACCAGUUGUAAAUAGACGAGCCGAUGUGCGGGUAUUGGUGGAGUGGGAGCUGAACGUUGAUGACAUCAUUCAAUGUACUUCAGCCGCAACGGGUCGGGUGCCACAGCGACUGCGCCACACUUUCCCAUUUAGGCAGCAAAAGCAAUGGUCAAAGAAAAUGAAAAUCAAUGGCAAUAAAAUUCUAGAAGCACCGCCA